AUGGAGUCGGUGGAGAAAGAGUGUGGAGCGCUAGGUGGAUUAUUCCAGGCCAUCGUAAACGACAUGAAGAGCUCUUACCCUGUGUGGGAAGACUUCAGUGCCAAGGCCACAAAACUGCACUCUCAACUCAGGACAACAAUUCUGGCUGCCGUGGCCUUUUUAGAUGCCUUUCAGAAGGUGGCAGACAUGGCUACCAACUCAAGAGGUGCCACCAGGGACAUCGGUUCGGCUCUGACAAGGAUGUGUAUGCGGCAUCGCAGCAUUGAGGCAAAAUUACGCCACUUUACCAAUGCUCUUAUGGAAGGCCUGGUUACACCACUUCAGGACAGGAUAGAGGAAUGGAAGAAGACAGCCAAUCAGCUGGACAAAGACCAUGCCAAAGAAUACAAGAGGUCUCGUCAGGAAAUCAAAAGGAAGUCAUUAGAUACUAUAAAACUCCAGAAGAAAGCAAGAAAAGAGCUCAUAGGCCGGGGUAAUCUACGCCCACAGCUGGACAGUGCUAUGCAGGAUGUCAGCGACCUGUACCUACUAAUGGAGGAGACGGAGAAGCAGGCUGUGCGCAGAGCUCUUUUGGAAGAGAGAAGCCGUUACUGUACAUUCAUUAACCUGCUGCAGCCUGUUGUGAAUGUGGAGAUUGCCAUGUUGGGAGAGACAACACAUCUACAGGCCAUUGUUGAUGACCUCACAAUGUUGACUGAAGACCCACAUAAACUGCCACCAGCCAGUGAGCAGGUAAUUCGGGACCUGAAAGGCUCAGACUAUAGCUGGUCCUACCAGACUCCUCCAUCCUCCCCCAGCAGCACCGGCUCCAGAAAAAGCAGCAUGUGCAGUCUUCUCCAGAUGCCCUCUGCAGGAGCUCAUCGGCUCAGCAGCGUCUCCUCCCACGACUCAGGCUUUGUCUCCCAGGAUGCCAACACCCACUCGAAGCCUCCGUCACCCAUGCCCUCUGACAUUACCAGCCAGAAAUCAACAAGCUCAGCCUCCUCUGAGGCUUCAGAAACCUGCCAGUCUGUCAGCGAGUGCAACUCUCCCACGGCGUUUGGCUCAUGCUCAUCCUUCGGUACCUUCCGCCCUGCUUUCUCUCACACUGGCACCAUCAGGCCUCUCUCUGUCAUACUUCCUGCGUCCCCCACAUUUAACCACUCCCCUGGAUCCAACACCCCCUCACCCACAUCAAAGGUUCCUAGCUGGAAGGACUGGGCCAAAUCGAAUUCCUGUGAGCCAUCAUUGGCCAGCACUUUGCAGCGUAGGAGGGAGUCGAUGGAUAAGAUGAGAGAACUUGAAGCUCCGCCCAGUCCACUGGGGUAUUCUGGGAUGCAGCCAGAGGAUCCACACAGAGGAAGAAUUGGCACAGGAGCAGCCAAGCAUGGCGAGCCGCUCUCUCCAGCAGCCAGUACUCUGGCCAUGGUUCUGACUCGAGGCUUAAGUAUGGAGCAGCAGAAAAGCAGCAGGGACUCUCUGCAGUACUCCAGCGGCUAUAGCACCCAGACCAACACCCCAUCAUGCUCUGAGGACACUAUACCCUCGCAAGGUUCUGAUUAUGAGUGUUACUCACUCAAUGGAGAUGCUGACAGUGAAGGGCAGGCAGACUUUGACAAGUCCUCCACCAUUCCACGCCACAGCAACAUUGCUCAGAGCUACCGCCGCAUGAUCCAAACGAAGAGGCCCGCCAGCACAGCAGGUCUGCCUGCUGGUAAAUCCCUGCAGGGAACUCCAAACGGCGCAGUGGGAAACAGCGCAGGAGCCAUUGCCUCAGGGACAGCCACUAUUCGCCGAACACCAUCCUCCAAAACUGGGGUGAGACGGACACCAUCUACAUCUGGCCCUAUUCCCAUCAGGCCCCCCAUCGUGCCAGUUAAGACUCCCACAGUUCCAGACUCACCAGGGUAUGCCAGCCCAUCCCAGCAUCGCUCAGGCAGUGAGGAGUUUUUAUACGGCGAUGAUCCAUCUGCUUGUGACUACACAAGGGCUUCUCCAAAGAGAAUGAGCCUUCCAGACACAGCUUGGGGCUGUGGAGGAGGUGGAGGGGCUGACAGGACUGUUUACUCCCACCAAACCCCCGGCAUGGUGGCCCACAGCGCUGAGGAGGACCCUCUGCUCGCUGCCAACCGACACAGCCUGGUGGAGAAGAUAGGGGAGCUGGCAGCCAGCGCUCAUGCCCUCGGUGAGGGUCAGUUCCCCUUCCCCAGCUCCCUACCAGGGGAUCCAACUCAGUAUGCGCCCCAGGAACUGUCCUCAACUCAGGAGGAAGUGGAUAUGCUGGUGUCUAUACGGCGAGGUGUGAAGCUCCGCAAAACAGUGACUGAUGACAGGUCAGCCCCCAGGAUCCUGCGGUAGCUGAGGAGAGGUUUGUGACGGAGCAGCUUUGGUGUCCUUAUUUACAACUUGAGCUUUGUGUUGAAAUGCAACAGCAUUCAUGUAAUACAUGUGUUCUGAGGAACAAGGAACAAAGAGGAUGUAACAUGUGGUGAAUGAAGGCCAGUUGACCGAGUAAUGAGUGACAAUGGACAACAGUCAAGUCAUUUCAUGUCAUGUAUGUAUUGCGUACAUACAAAGUAAUCCAUAUUUUUUUGGUUUUUAAUCUUUUCUCUUGUUUUUUUUUUGUUUGUUUUGUUUUUGUCUGUGGGCUUUGUGGCUGUGCAUCUCUGUUCCCUCUGUGACCAGUUAUUUCAGCCCAGUUUGUCCCUUUAGACCCAGUGACCACAAGUUACUGCUGUAGGGAUCGGACGCUCUGUCUUUGUUCUUGCUCUUAUGAUUAUUAUAAUAUUGUGCAUUUUUUUUAAAUUAACAGUCACCUGAGAUUGGAAAGUGAUGGGUGAAGUGCUCUGUGAGCCUGUCUGUAUGUUGUGUUUCUCAUCAUCAUUAAUGUACAAGUAACGUAUAACUGUUUUGUUUCAUAAGCUGAACAGGUUUAAGUCGAAGUGUAAAAUAGGAACAAUAUGGCAGUGUUUUUUAUUGCUGUACUGUAUUGUCAAUAUAUUCUGCAAUUAAACAGGCAUUUUACUAUUAAAUGGCUCAAAAAUGUAAAGUCUGUAUUAAUGAAUUAAGAGGUGUACCAU
This is a messenger RNA of Sphaeramia orbicularis (orbiculate cardinalfish), 3059 nucleotides long. RefSeq names its product MTSS I-BAR domain containing 2a (gene mtss1la). The transcript has 16 exons. The record is from RefSeq and is a predicted model, not a curated record. Gene Ontology annotation, molecular function: actin binding; phospholipid binding. Bases 1 to 2337 code for a protein of 778 amino acids. NCBI's taxonomy places the organism in Eukaryota, Metazoa, Chordata, Actinopteri, Kurtiformes, Apogonidae. Gene Ontology annotation, cellular component: cytoplasmic side of plasma membrane; actin cytoskeleton. Gene Ontology annotation, biological process: plasma membrane organization; cell projection assembly.